CUCUCUAACCCGAUAACCCAAGGCGAGUUUCUUCCCGUCUCUACUUGUAUGAUUCGGGCCCGUCGCUCCUUCUGUCAUGGGUGGUGUCUUCGUCGAGGAGGUAGGAGACGUGAACGUGUAUAUGAUGAAGGAUGGUCCGGUCGUCGAAGCCGGAUUGGAGGCGGACCGGGAACCACAAGAUGGCUUCCCGCGUGGUUGAAGCAGACAAACAACGGAUACAGUGCUUGACUCCUGAAGCGCAUCAGGCUUUGUUGCUUCCAGCAAGAAUUCUACUCGGAAGUCGGGCCGGGAGAUGUGGAUGUAGUGUUAGUGGACUUGCAUCACUCGCUGGAGCAUCCGCAUCUCUGUUCUGCCCAGACAACCGCGUCAGUCGCCCUGGUGGACGAUGAAGAGCUUCGGAUGAUGCUCUAGCUCGCUGCUACCAGUUUCAACCCCCUUAGCCUGCGCCUU
Alternaria alternata is the source of this 450-nucleotide messenger RNA. RefSeq lists its product as hypothetical. Bases 132 to 389 code for a protein of 85 amino acids. NCBI's taxonomy places the organism in Eukaryota, Fungi, Ascomycota, Dothideomycetes, Pleosporales, Pleosporaceae. The record is from RefSeq and is a predicted model, not a curated record. The transcript has a single exon.